AUGAGUAACAACCAAUGCCAGCACUCGUGUCCUCCCGUCAAGGUACAGGGACGGUUUGACAAAAAGUAUCAACGCGUCGUGUCGUUGCUAGAAGAAUCUCUCACGGUCGGAUGGGACAUUGGGGCAUCAGUCCAUGUACAAGUGGAUGGUCAGCCUGUGGUCGACAUUGUCGGUGGAUUUGUGGACCCGAAACGCCAAAAGCCAUUGCAGCCCUACCAUGUCAACCUCAUCAUGAGCAAUGGCAAGGUCUUGGAAUCCAUGGGGGUGGUGCUCUUGGUGGAUCGUGGUCUGGUAGAAUUGCAGGCUCCCAUUGCCCGGUACUGGCCCGAAUUUUUAUGGCGCGACAUUACGCUCCAAGAUUUACUCUCCCAUCGAUCGGGGUCAGCCAGUGUCUGGGCACGGCAACCAACACUCCAAGAAUUUCAAGAUCGACAAGCGUUGGAGCACUUUUUGGCCACCACACCAAUGGUGUACCCUCGUGGAUCUGUUCAGUAUCGAGGUUGGGCAUCGUCACUCUAUUUGGAUGCGGUCUGUCGCAGAGUUGAUCCCAAAGGAAGAAGUCUCUACGAACUGGUCCAAGAGGACAUCUUUGAGCCAUUGGGUGAACCCUUGGUAUGUCCACCACUCAAAAAAGUUGGAAUCCAAUCCGAUGUUACCACACCCGUUUACGGUGCACAGCUUCCUGCCCUUGUGUUGGGGUUGCUGCCACAAGCGAUUCUGCCACGUAUUGGCAAUUUAAUGAAUCCGCGCAUGACGUUGGGACCCGAUUAUGUGCGCUUGACGCGGGCCGUUUUGUGGGGAACAACAACCUCACCUAGAACUCAUCCAUCUACCCAACCUACGAUACCUUCACUACCAAUGCUGCCAUCUGACUUUAACAAUCAAGAGGGAUUCCUGUCAUAUACCAUGCUUUCGUCCAAUUGCAUGAGCAAUGCACGGGGUCUAGUAAGAGCCUAUGCUUCCUUCUUUGACGAAAGUACCAGCCGUGACAGAGACAAUAACAGCACAACCACCGCCACAAAGAAAGGCAUCGUAUCUGCAGCAACUAGAGAAGCAUUCUUGAAGCCCCUGGAACCAGCGUUUGACGAGUUCCUGAUGAGAGAAUUGCAUUAUACUGCAGCGGGGCUGGGAUUGAACAUACUCGGAAGCAUGCCGCACAAUACGCACUGUACUGGUUGGUACGGGAUUGGAUGGUCUACACUCCAGCACUGCUCUGUUUCGGGAGGGAACAACACACGCAAUCAUACAGUGACCUACGCGUUCAUUUCCAAUGUAUUCUUCCCCGUGCCAUACUUAGCUCGAAACCUGCUAGCGGCAGCUGUGGGUGCCAUUGUGACUGAAGCAGAAAACGCAUGA
This is a messenger RNA of Seminavis robusta, 1356 nucleotides long. The record is from the annotation of a GenBank genome assembly. NCBI's taxonomy places the organism in Eukaryota, Bacillariophyta, Bacillariophyceae, Naviculales, Naviculaceae.